Helobdella robusta is the source of this 582-nucleotide messenger RNA. RefSeq lists its product as hypothetical. Lineage: Eukaryota; Metazoa; Annelida; Clitellata; Rhynchobdellida; Glossiphoniidae. The record is from RefSeq and is a predicted model, not a curated record. Bases 1 to 582 code for a protein of 193 amino acids. The transcript has 4 exons.
AUGCUGUUCAGUCUGGCCGAUCUCUGUUCAGCCCAACAGAACUCAUACAUGCCCCCUUUCCGCAGAUUGGAGUGGGAUUCGCUUAGGUGUACGUGCUUCUACUCGAGGAAACAAGGUGAAGGUGAAACUGGCGGUGAGAAUGAAGUGCUCUACAAGCCAAGAUUUCCAAAUUUUUGCUACAAACGUCACAUCGAAGAUAAUCUCAGACCUGUUCUUAUAAAUAACCCUCAGCUGUUGUCCAGUCCAUUGUUAAAUGAUGGAGAAGAUGUUAGUGAUCAAUCGAAAAAGAAUCUUCUUAAAUUAGUGAAGAAGUUGAAGUUGUCUGACGCUGGCGCUCUUUCCGACUUGCUACAUCUGUCAAUGGCGGCUCCUUCCUCAAAUUCACGAGAUGCUGAUGACGACCGUCAACUGCUAAUAUGGCUUCGAAUUCCCGAUCUCGAAAUCUUGUUUAUUUUGUUUUUAAAAUCCUUAGUUGAUCAUAUAUGCAAUCAAUUUGUAUCACAUCAACACAUCCAUCUUAUGAGCGGCACACAAUUUCUUGGUGUUUUGCUUCCUGAUGUUUCAUUCAAUUUUGACAUUUGA